Molecule: messenger RNA, 1763 nt
Organism: Manihot esculenta (cassava)
Lineage: Eukaryota; Viridiplantae; Streptophyta; Magnoliopsida; Malpighiales; Euphorbiaceae
Product: pentatricopeptide repeat-containing protein At5g04780, mitochondrial
Exons: 2
Coding region: 134-1621 (495 amino acids)
Biological process (GO): RNA modification
Molecular function (GO): protein binding; RNA binding
Source: RefSeq, a predicted model, not a curated record
ACUAGUGGCUAAUGACAACUGAGCGCCCAUUCCACGUGAGAUUAUUUGCAUGGAAUAAGCUGUGUACUCUGUAAUUUUUCAAAAAAGAGAGUAUAUAAACUCUGUAGAACAGAUACUGACGCUUUCAUCUUUAAUGUCUUACAAAACAAUUCAUCACCUCUCUUAUAAAUUGAGAAAUUGUGUUCUUCAACAGGCAAUAUCUCCCGCCAAACAAACGCACGCUCAAAUUCUUGUAAAUGAUUACCUUGCGAAUGUCACUCUCCAGACUGAUCUCUUGUUAGCUUACUCCAAAUCUGGUCUUCUCCAAGAUGCUCGCAAAGUAUUCGAUAGAAUGUUCGACCGGAACAUGCAUUCAUGGAACAUUAUGAUCUUCUCGUACGUUCAAAACUCUCUUUUUUCUGAUGCUAUUGGUGUUUUUAAUAAGUUUCUAAAACGUGGUUUUCGACCGGACCACUAUACCUUGCCUCCGCUGUUUAAGGCAUCCUUAGGGGUGGGAGAUUGUUAUCUGGGGUGGAUGCUUCAUGCUUGGGUAAUCAGACUUGGUUUUGACGGAUAUGUUGUUGUGGGUAGCUCCGUUAUGGACUUUUAUGUGAAGCAUGGGGCAUUGGUUGAUGCAAAGAGAGUUUUCUCUGACAUGCUGUGGAAGGAUACUGGUGCUUGGAAUUUGAUGAUUUCGGGGUUUGGGAAAGCAGGUCGCUGUGCAGAGGCAUUGAGCUUGUUUAGAGAUAUGAUUGCACAGGGGGUAAAUGUUGAUGUUAUGACUAUUCCUAGUAUUUUGAAUGCUUGUGUAGGGGGAGGUGAUUUGAUGAAAGCAAAGGAAAUUCAUGGUCAGGUAGUAAAAAGUAUCUUAUUUAAUGAAGACGUAGCAAUCGGGAAUUCGUUGAUUGAUGCCUACGCAAAAUGUGGGGGCUUGGGUGAUUCAGAGAAGGUUUUCCAGAAUAUGCGUAAUUUGAAUGUGGUGACAUGGACUACAAUGAUAUCCAGUUAUGGAGUUCACGGGAAAGGAGAGAAGUCAUUGGAUCUUUUUAAAAAAAUGAAAGAUUUUGGAUUUAAACCUAACCCCGUCACCCUAACUGCAGUUUUGGCUAGUUGCAGUCGUUCAGGUCUAAUAGAUCAAAGUCGGGCAAUUUUCUGCUCCAUACAGUCAGAUUAUGGCUUUGAACCUUGCAUAGAGCAUUACGCCUGUAUGGUGGACCUUUUGGGUCGUUAUGGGCAUCUUGAGGAAGCACUUGGAUUGGUACAGAAUAUGAAGUUAGCAGCAACAGCAAGUGUUUGGGGUGCUUUGCUAGCUGGUUGUGUGAUGCACAAGAAUGUCAAGGUUGGGGAAAUAGCAGCUCGCCAUCUCUUUGAACUGGAACCAAUAAACUCUAGCAAUUACAUAGCCUUAAGUUGUAUUUAUGAAUCUCAGAAUAUUUGGGAUGGUUUAACUAGAAUCAGAAGCAAUAUGAGAGAACUAGGUUUGGUGAAGACUCCUGGUUGUAGCUGGAUAACCAUUGCAGGAAUGAUACACAAAUUCUACCAAGGUGAUCAUUCUCAUUCAUCCACAAAGAUGAUGUGUGAAGCAUUGGAUGAUAUGAUCAGGGGCCCCAUGUUGCUGAAUGUUUUCGAACAGGAACAUUAAUUACUUUGUGCUCAAGAUAAUUCUGAGAUGGUUGAAAGGAGGAUGCUGGGAGAUCAGUUUCCUGGGAAUGCUCAUGUGAAGAUUUGAUGUGUGAACCUUCACUUAUUUUUUCGUUUUUCUUAAUCUUCUCCACAAUGUGCAC